Nematolebias whitei (Rio pearlfish) is the source of this 1793-nucleotide messenger RNA. It is a transcript of the gene csnk1da, whose product is annotated as casein kinase 1, delta a. The transcript has 9 exons. The coding region runs from base 388 to 1605 and encodes 405 amino acids. Gene Ontology annotation, molecular function: ATP binding; protein serine/threonine kinase activity. Gene Ontology annotation, biological process: regulation of circadian rhythm; positive regulation of canonical Wnt signaling pathway; positive regulation of proteasomal ubiquitin-dependent protein catabolic process. The record is from RefSeq and is a predicted model, not a curated record. NCBI's taxonomy places the organism in Eukaryota, Metazoa, Chordata, Actinopteri, Cyprinodontiformes, Rivulidae. Gene Ontology annotation, cellular component: spindle microtubule; nucleus; cytoplasm.
GGUCCUCCUUACAGACAGUAUCCGAUGGAGCUAUAGAACCUGAGUAUAAUCGCGAUUAGGAGCUGCUCAAAAUCCAUCUUCAUCCGUGGAAAAUUAAUGCGUAACGAUAUUAAAAAUAGCAAGAGCAAAAAGUACACACUUUAAUCUUUCUAACAAGCUACGUAUUGUUAACAUAUGAUGUUAGGAGUAUUUUGAAAUUAGAGGCGAAAGACUCGGAGCUGACUUCAUCCGGAGACAAAGUCGACACGAUCGGAAUACUCGCUUGAAGACUUUUCCUAUCAGUUUUCAGGUUCAAUCAUUCUCGUUUAAGUUAUAGAUUCAAAUCCAGAAGAUAAUUUAAAUAUUUAGGAGCUAGCGCGCUUGCUAGCCUACAACAAAUUACUUAACAUGGAGUUGCGAGUCGGAAACCGAUACAGACUGGGCAGAAAAAUUGGAAGUGGAUCCUUUGGAGACAUCUACUUGGGUACUGACAUCUCCGUUGGAGAAGAGGUAGCCAUCAAACUGGAAUGUGUGAAGACCAAACAUCCACAGCUCCACAUUGAAAGCAAAAUCUACAAAAUGAUGCAGGGAGGAGUUGGGAUUCCCACCAUCAAGUGGUGCGGUGCUGAGGGGGACUACAACGUGAUGGUGAUGGAGCUGCUGGGGCCCAGUCUGGAGGAUCUGUUCAAUUUCUGCUCUCGAAAGUUUAGUCUGAAGACGGUCCUGCUGCUGGCUGACCAGAUGAUCAGCCGCAUCGAGUACAUCCACUCCAAGAACUUCAUCCACAGAGACGUGAAGCCUGACAACUUCCUGAUGGGGCUUGGUAAAAAGGGUAACCUGGUCUACAUCAUUGACUUCGGUCUGGCUAAGAAGUAUCGUGAUGCACGCACACACCAGCACAUCCCCUACCGUGAGAACAAGAAUCUAACGGGCACUGCUCGCUACGCCUCCAUAAACACACAUCUGGGCAUCGAACAGUCCAGACGGGAUGACUUGGAGUCUUUGGGAUAUGUCCUCAUGUAUUUCAACCUGGGCUCUCUGCCCUGGCAAGGCCUCAAGGCUGCCACCAAGAGGCAGAAGUACGAACGCAUCAGUGAGAAGAAAAUGUCCACACCCAUCGAGGUGCUCUGCAAAGGCUACCCAUCGGAGUUUGCCACCUACCUGAAUUUUUGCCGCUCUCUGCGGUUUGAUGACAAGCCUGACUACUCGUACCUCCGCCAACUCUUCAGGAACCUCUUCCACAGACAAGGCUUCUCCUACGACUACGUCUUUGACUGGAACAUGCUCAAAUUUGGUGCCAACAGGGCUGUGGAAGAUGCAGAAAGGGAGCGUCGGGAGCGUGAGGAGAGGCUCAGGCACAGCAGGAAUCCUGCGGCGAGAGGUAUUGCUUCUGCUUCUGGUCGAGCCAGGGCGGCUCAGGACGCUGCAGCCCCCUCCCCACUCAACCCUGCCUCGCACACAGGAAUGGAGAAGGAGAGGAAGGUGAGCAUGCGUCUUCAUCGUGGAGCACCUGUCAAUAUCUCCUCCUCAGAUCUGACAGGACGCCAGGACACAUCCCGCAUGUCCACCUCACAGGCUCUGUCCCGGGUCACACCCAGCGGCCUCCAGUCUGCAGCCCCUCGGUGAAGUCGGUCUGUUUUCGCUGUGGAGGCCUGAACAUCAACCACCUGCAGCACGAGCACUCACGCACAUCACAUUGAUUACAAGACUCAGAGACCUACCUGCCGUGCACGAGUCUGACUGUGCAUCUGUUCAGCUGACAGAAGAGAUGCACAGACAGCAGGUUGUGUGCAUGUGUGUGCGUGGAGACCAGU